This is a messenger RNA of Cucurbita maxima (winter squash), 1333 nucleotides long. RefSeq names its product ATP synthase gamma chain 1, chloroplastic-like. Lineage: Eukaryota; Viridiplantae; Streptophyta; Magnoliopsida; Cucurbitales; Cucurbitaceae. Gene Ontology annotation, biological process: proton motive force-driven ATP synthesis. Gene Ontology annotation, cellular component: chloroplast thylakoid membrane. The record is from RefSeq and is a predicted model, not a curated record. The transcript has a single exon. Gene Ontology annotation, molecular function: proton-transporting ATP synthase activity, rotational mechanism. The coding region runs from base 150 to 1208 and encodes 352 amino acids.
UGUGAACCCUAAAGUUAAUACUUCUCUCACAGCCUCAAAACAGGCCCCUGAAGUUCUGUCUGUGUUCGUCAACAUCAAGCGGCUCUGUUUUGAUCGCCGAUCGGAUCAUCAAACAUAAAAACAGAACCCUUCAAAAAUCUCCUCCCACUAUGACCCACUUUCUCGAACCAAGAUUCCACCAAACCCCAUUUCCCACCCUUCUCCGCCGUAUUCCCAAAUCUCCACCGCCCAUUUCAAUCCGAUGCCGCGGCGGCGGCGCCCGCGACCUCCAAUCUCGAUUACACUCCAUCAACAACACCCAGAAGCUCACCGAAGCCAUGAAGCUCGUCGCCGCCGCCAAAGUCCGCCGAGCCCAAGAAGCCGUAAUCAACAGUCGCCCCUUCGCCCAAUCCCUCGCCCAAUUUCUCCAUUUCAUCACCCAACAAAUCCAACCACACGAAAUCGAUUUCCCCUUUCUAAUCCCUGCACCCGUCGGAAAAGUCGCCCUCGUCGUCUUCACCGGUGACCGGGGACUCUGUGGCGGUUUCAACGCUUCCGUGAUAAAAAAAGCCGACACCCGAUUGGCCGAAUUGAAAAAUCUCGAUCUGGGUCACAUCCUAAUCAGCGUUGGAAAAAAGGGUAACUCGCAUUUCCGCCGCCGGUCCGACGUUCAAGUCGAUAAAUACAUAACCAGCUGCGGCGGCGGUUCAGUACCGACAGCAAAAGAAGCACAAACCAUUGCAGACAUUGUGUUUUCUCUGUUCAUCAGCGAAGAAGUGGACAAAGUGGAACUAAUUUACACAAAGUUCGUUUCGUUGCUGAAUUGUGAGCCUGUGAUUGAGACAUUGCUGCCAUUGUUGGGCGAUAGGGAAGCCAUGGGAGAUGGAGGGUUUAGAUUGACAACAAAGGAGGGGAAAUUGAAGGUGGAGAGAGAGGGGAAAAGGGGGAAUUUAGAGGAAAUUCCGGCAUUGUUGGAGUUUGAACAAGACCCAGUUCAGAUUUUGGAUGGGAUGAUAGCUCUGUAUUUGAACAGCCAGAUUUUGAGGGCUUUGCAGGAAUCCAUGGCGAGUGAGGUGGCAGCGAGGAUGAACGCCAUGAGUAAUGCUUCUGAGAAUGCUCUGGAGUUGAAGAACUCUGUUUUGGUUGCUUAUAAUCGAGAGAGACAGGCUAAGAUUACUGGGGAAAUUCUGGAAAUUGUUGCUGGAGCUGAGGCUCUUCAAGGAUUUUGAUUUUUGAUAAUUACUCUUACAGAAUUUGAUCCACAAAUUUCAUGUAGGCUUUCAGAACAUGAAUGUAUGAAUGUGAUUUUUGUAUCUUCUUUUUCAAUUGGAUUGGUACUUAAAACUUCUUCCAA